Molecule: messenger RNA, 1085 nt
Organism: Salvia miltiorrhiza (redroot sage)
Lineage: Eukaryota; Viridiplantae; Streptophyta; Magnoliopsida; Lamiales; Lamiaceae
Product: protein DOUBLE-STRAND BREAK FORMATION
Exons: 6
Coding region: 107-775 (222 amino acids)
Biological process (GO): meiotic DNA double-strand break formation
Source: RefSeq, a predicted model, not a curated record
CAACCGCCAAUAUCUUAGGAAAUGACGCACCCAGCUUCAGUCGCCCAGGAAAUUUCCCUCUUUCGCUCUCGGAUUCAAAAUCGAUGGUUGGAAUGAUCGUAUAUUUAUGGAAUAUAUGAUUGAUGAUGUGACCAUUCGAGUUCUCGAAUCGAUUUUAGUUUCCAAAGAUGUGCAGUCAUCGAUUGAAUUCAAAUCGGUUUUGAAACUGUUCAUGAGAGAUGAAUCUCUUCUUAUAUUUGGUGAAAUCGCGGAAGAAUCAGUCGAGAUUAAGCUUACAUGUGCUGAGUUUCUGGUUCGUGUUUUUGCUAUGAUUGGCGACGUCGAGAGUUGCUUGGCCUUGAGAUAUGAAGCAUUGGUUCUGCGAGACGAGAUGGCUGCUGUACACCCUGAGCUUCAAGUCACUUGUAAAGAAUGGCUCACCUUUGCUGAGCAUUCACUUGAAAAUGGAUUCCAUUCCAUUGCAAACCAGGCAUGUGAAAAGGCACGUAUGUGCUCAGGUGCAAUUCACCUGGAAUCAGAUGACUUCCUCCAUGAUGUGCAUGUUAUGGAAAAAAUCGAUAGGUUGAAGGAUAGUGCUUUGCUCAAAAUUUCUUCACAAUCUGUCCAGGCACAGGCUAAAGCAUACUCAAAGCAGAAAAAAGUUAAGGAGAGUACACAACAGUUAGUUAUCUCUACUGAAACACAAAAAGGAAGCUCUCUGUUUAGAAGUGGGAUCAAAAAGCAUAAUUUGCGGAAAUUGCAUGAAUAUCGAUGCCUUAGAAUGUUAUCCGGAUGAAGGGAAUCUGCAAUUAAUUCCGAGUUGGUAAUGUCACAAUGCAGCUAGGCAUUGGCUUGUGAUGGAAGUCCACUCGGUCACGUGCCUAUGCUAUCCUGCUCAACUAGUUAAUUUCCCUUCUUCCACUUGGGAUUCUAGGUAUGUGAUUUAACGGUAGCGUUAAAUCAAGAAUGAUGCAUAAGAAAUUAUUUUAAUUACUCUGCUAAAAAAAAUAGCUAGCUUGAACGAAACCCAUGAAGAACUAGAACCAUGAGACCCUUUGGAUCGACAUUUGUGUUAUCAUGUUGCCACAAUAAGAUCUCAUCUCAUC